AUGAUUGGCAGAAUGUUGAAUUGCCUUUUACAACGUAUAUCAGUGGUAUGUGCUUACUAUAUUCUACUUUUAUUUUGAUUAACAAUAAAGCUUUUGAGUAAAGUUGUACAUUGUAAACGUUUAAUUUUUAAUUUCUGAUAGAUGUGGAUAGGCUGAUCUUUUUAUGCUUAAGUGGGGUGAGCAGAGUUUUGCCUUUUGGGUCCGGUCCGGACGGUCCGGAUUUUUGAAUUUAUUUUUCCCGCCAAACGCGUAUCUCGAAAAGUACUACAGAUAGCAAAAAACAAACAGCAUCUAGAAGGGUUAGCACCCUUCCAAAUAGAUAGUAGAAAAAGUUUCAGACCAAUCCGACCGGUAGAAAAAAAGCGCGAGAAAAAUAAAUUUAAAAAUCCGGACCGUCGGGUCUGAACAGGACCCAAAAAGCAAAAUUCUGGAUAAAAGGACAAGCUGAAGUAUGGAAUAAGUAUGUCAUUACAGGAAGACAAUGAUGGUACUAGGCUAGAUAGGGUUGGUAGGGCAGGAUAAAGUAGGAUAGAGGGUAGGGUAGGGUAGGUUAGGGUAGGGUAGGGUAGGGUAGGGUAUCGUAGGGUAGGGUAGGGUAGGGUAUCGUAGGGUAGGGUAGGAUAGGAUAGGUUAGGGUAGGGUAGGGUAGGGUAGGGUAAGGUAAAAAAACGUUCUUUAAUAACAUUUUCUUUGUUUUUCACGUAUUUUUCGUAUUUCAUCGCGAUUACCUAAGGGCUUCCUUGGAGGUCUUUGUCGCUAAUUUGAAGUAGCGUUACAAUUAAUUAAAAAAGUAACAUAACGUUCCACUUAUGUCGGAUUUCAGUUCACCAUGAAUACCUCAACAAUAUUACGGUUAAUGGUUACCGUAGGUGUGAUAACGAUAGUGAAUGCUCAAUGUAAGUUUUGUAAAGAAAGUUCUUGCCAUUUUUUGUUUUUGUAAAGAAAGUUCUUGCCAUUUUUUGUUUUGUAAAGAAAGUUCUUGCCAUUUUUUACUUUGUAAAAAAAGUUCUUGCUUUAGACUCUCGAGAAUCUCGACUAAAGAAGUACGGUAAACUAGAGAAGCCUCAGAAACCUGAAAGCCUACGAACAGACACUACCCUGCCCAACCUCUCCGCCCCAACCAACAUCAUCUCCAUGGACAACCACACCUUCAUCCAGGACUUUUCCACCUCCACCUACUACAUUCGACAGGGUGACAAGUUAUACGAUGGACCCGAGGCUUCAAGGCCAAGAACUUUGUUUCCACAAGGCUACGGCGGUGUAGCCGAAUUCUACGCAUUUUAUGUGCCACGAUUUAGUCGGACCUACUAUAUUAACUAUGUCAGUGGGGCGAGGGGCUCUGUAGCUGGGUACCAUGUGUUUGAUGACGUUUUGGAGCCAUUUCAGCCUGUUUCAAUGGUCCAGAAAAUGCUGGAAAUGAUGCGGGACACGCCUUUUUUUAACUAA
Molecule: messenger RNA, 1446 nt
Organism: Bursaphelenchus okinawaensis
Lineage: Eukaryota; Metazoa; Nematoda; Chromadorea; Rhabditida; Aphelenchoididae
Source: the annotation of a GenBank genome assembly